This is a messenger RNA of Pecten maximus, 7783 nucleotides long. RefSeq names its product rap guanine nucleotide exchange factor 4-like. Gene Ontology annotation, biological process: Ras protein signal transduction; positive regulation of GTPase activity. Gene Ontology annotation, cellular component: plasma membrane. NCBI's taxonomy places the organism in Eukaryota, Metazoa, Mollusca, Bivalvia, Pectinida, Pectinidae. The record is from RefSeq and is a predicted model, not a curated record. Gene Ontology annotation, molecular function: guanyl-nucleotide exchange factor activity.
AUAGAUUUUCACGUGUCAUGGAUUUUCGACAUCAUUCUAAAGGCCAUCUCGUUAAGCGUUAUAAACAUUACUUUGAAUGACCUUUACAUUAACACAUAGACCGGCUCUGUGGCAGGUGAUAACGGGGAUCGCACACAGAAACUAUGGUUACAGGUUCACAAUGGAGUAGGUGUAGAAGAAGGGUUGUUUACAUGUGUUGUCUGCCCUGUAGCGGGAGAUCGGAGGAAACCCUGUGGGUGGCCACAGAAUCACCAACAUGGUGUCCGAGUGGAUAGCAUGCCUCGACAAAAGACCCUGUGACCGCAGCAGAGAAGAUUUGGAUAUCAUUUACUCUCGACUAAAAAAUGUGAAAGCCUUCGAUAAAUUCCACCCUUCUCUUCUCCAGCAGAUCUGUUACUAUGGUUACUACGAGGACUUGGAGAAAGGGAUAACACUGUUCAGACAAGGAGAUGUUGGUACCAACUGGUAUACAGUUCUCUCUGGAUGUUUGGAGGUACAAGUGUCGGAGACAGCCAAUAUCAAGGAUGCUGUGGUGAUAUGUACACUUGGCAUGGGGACAUCGUUUGGCGAGUCCAUACUUCACAGUAAACCUCACCAAGCCACAGUCAUGACAAGGGAGUUCACGGAACUCAUUCGUGUUGAACAACGAGACUUCAAAAUACUCUGGGAGAGGAACAAGAAACUACUGGAAAGUGUUCUAACAUCACUAGGAUCUCUAACUGCACAAGGUGGUACCCAGUCUCGGUUUGACCAGACAUCAAAGUUAAGACGAGGCAGUCAGUCCCACACCACUGUGGAGGAUAUCCCACCAAACCCUGCUGCACCCAUCUCCAUGAUCCCAUCAGUGAAGCUGUCUCGGGCUGGCCAUGUAUUACGUACAAUACUUAUGUGUCGAGCUGCCCACAUGAUUAGAGACAGGAAGUACCAUUUACGAACCUACCGCAGAUGCAUGGUGGGAAGUGAGAUGGUUGAUUGGUUGUUACAGCAGGGUCCACUGGUCCACUCACGGAAUCAGGCAGUCGGGAUGUGGCAAGCGCUUCUGGAGGAUGGCAUUAUUGUACAUGUCUGCCAUGAACACCAGUUUAAGGAUAGGUACCUGUUUUAUCGGUUCCGCCAGGAUGACCAAGGGGUUGGCACUACGCCAAGUCACGCUGACAGGAAAGAGUGUGAUGAAGAGCUUCAGGACACACUCCUGUCCCUGGCUCAGAUCGGUCCUGAUGCCAUGAUGAGGAUGAUUCUCCGUAAAUCACCACAUGAUCGUACGACCGAGGAUCUGGAGAUUAUUUAUGAAGAGCUCCUGCAUAUAAAAGCCUUAUCUCACCUGUCUACAAUGGUCAAGAGGGAACUUGCCAGUGUACUGAUCUUUGAAUCCCACACAAAGUCGGGCACAGCAUUGUUCAAUCAAGGAGAUGAAGGCAAAUCCUGGUACAUUAUACUGAAGGGAUCGGUGAAUGUUGUAAUAUAUGGAAGAGGUGUUGUCUGCACUCUACAUGAGGGAGAUGACUUCGGUAAACUGGCUUUACUCAAUGAUGCUCCAAGAGCGGCCACCAUCGUUCUCCGUGAAGACAACUGUCACUUCCUGCGGGUGGAUAAAGAUGACUUCAACAGAAUUCUUCGGGAUGUGGAGGCAAACACUGUACGCCUAAAGGAACAUGGCAAGGAUGUGUUGGUGCUGGAGAAGAUCCCCAUGCACAGUCAGGGACCUGAUGGUACUACACAGACUCAGUACAGAUAUUCUGUGAUGGCAGGAACCCCAGAAAAGAUGUUGGAACACCUACUAGAAACCAGUCUGGAGAGUAAAACUGAAGAGGCUACAGAUAACUUCCUGGAGGUGUUCCUUCUUACACAUGUGAUAUUUAUGCCGAGUGACCAACUGUGUCCAUCUCUUCUGGCCCACUACCAUGCCAAGGUCAACCAGAAGUCGGAGGAAGAGGACUUGGUUGAUUAUGCCGUCACACAACGCAAGUGUGUUGUCCAGUUUGUUCAGGAAUGGUUCUAUAUUGCCCCCGAGAGCUUCAAGGAGGACCCUGCCAUCAGGGAUUUCUUAUAUAAAUUAUUUGAAUCUCUGAAAGCUGAUUCUGUAGAAUAUCCGUCCCUUUCACAAGAACUUGCAUCUCUUGAAGACAUCAUGAAAUGUGACAAAGGUCAGAUACAUGUAGAGAAGUCCUGUAAACGAAGAAUUUCACCAAGUGUCAUUCUCACACGCAGAUUCUCCAAAGAGAACAUGAUCGAGACAUUGACAAGACGACGACCAAUCAAAGGGGAUGAUGAAAAUGUGUUUAAGGUGUACUGUGCUGACCAUACAUACACAACACUGCGACUACCAAUGUGCAGUACUGUUGAGGACAUCAUCUUACAAGCCCACGAUAAGCUGUGCCUUGGAAAUGACCUUGUCCUUUGUGAGGUCAAAUCUACGGGAGAACGUCUCAUACUGAAAGACAACGACCUGUGUAUCACCACGUCUCUGAGUGUUAACGGACAGCUGUUCAUUGCACCCCGGGAACACAUUGAUGCACUUACACCAUUACCAGAGCAGGAUGGACCAGCAACAGGCACUAUGGCCAUAUUUGAGAUGAUGAGUACCAAAGAAGUGGCCUACUGUAUGACCCUGUAUGACUGGGAACUGCUGGUCUAUGUAGACGAGUACGAGCUUAUCUAUCAAGUGUUUGGUCGCCACACUUUCAACAAGGUUACCUCAAAUCUGGACAUGUUGCUUCGUCGGUUUAAUGAAGUACAGUUCUGGGUGAUCACAGAAAUGGUACUAGCACAGAACGUCAGUAAGCGGGUACAGCUGUUGAGGAAGUUCAUCAAGCUGGCAUCUCACUGUAAGGAGUACCAAAACCUGAACUCAUUCUUUGCGAUUGUCAUGGGGCUGAGUAACAUCGCUGUGAGCAGGUUGUCACAGACAUGGGAGAAGCUGCCGAGCAAAUUUAAGAAGAUGUUUGCCGAGUUUGAGACGCUGAUGGACCCAUCCCGAAAUCACCAUGUAUACCGACUGAUUGUGGCAAAGCUGGCUGCUCCCAUCAUUCCCUUCAUGCCUCUCCUCAUGAAAGACUUAACAUUUACCCAUGAAGGAAACAAAACAUAUUUUGAUGGAUUGGUGAACUUUGAAAAAAUGCAUAUGAUCGCCCAGACUAUGAGAACAGUACGAUUUUGUAAAAGCCAGCAAUUAGAUUUGGAAGCUCCGACCUCAUUAAAGUGUUCCUCCGAAGUCAUUGAGUACAUCAGGAAUCUUCAUGUGAUUGAUAAUCAGAGAUUGUUGACACAGUUUUCUUACAAGUUGGAACCACGUAGAACUUGACAGCUUCUGAGGGGAUGAAAUGAUGGACGAUAUCCUGACCAUAAGGUGGUCACUGCUGGUCAUUCCUUCGGACAUUGUGUCCUGUAACAGGAAUAGCUGUUCACUGAGCUAGAGAGUGUAGCUUGUCUUCUGUCUGACAUUGACCUUGGUUGUUCAAGUACAAGGUCAAAUGAUGAUACCAGGAGAGUUUGCUGACCUCUGUGUGACAUAUAGGUGUUGUUCAGGUUGCUGUCAGGCCAGACUCUGCGGAGACUGGCUAAGCCUCUGAAAUGAAGUGGUUUUGAUUAUAAUUUUAUAAAUGUGCUCAAUGGAAUACUAUGACCAAGUCGUUGUAGCGAAGGUUCCAGGCCUCUGCAAGCACAAAUUUGUCUGGAGUAUACAAUGCAAGAGGACAUAAAGAUAAAUGAGACUCCCAAAUAGGCUGUAACAAUUUCAGAUCUAUUUAAAUGUCUUGUUUUUAAUGAGCUGGCUCCGUAAGGGGAGGAUACUCGGAGAUUUCUAUUAAUUGAAUUUUAGAAGUUUCUCCAUGUUACUUUAAUGUGUGAUAUUACAGGAAACAACAGAUAAUUGUGGAAUAUUAUAGGAAACGACAGAUACUUGUGUGUGAUAUUACGAGAAACAACAGAAGAACAGAUACUUGUGAGUGCGAUAUUACAGGAAACAACAGAUACUUGUGUGUGUGUGUGUGUGUGUGUGUGUGUGUGUGUGUGUGAUAUUACAGGAAACAACAGAUACUUGUGUGUGUGUGUGUGUGUGUGAUAUUACAGGAAACAACAGAUACUUGUGUGUGUGAUAUUACAGGAAACAACAGAUACUUGUGUGUGUGUUAUUACAGGAAACAACAGAUACUUGUGUGUGUGAUAUUACAAGAAACAACAGAUACUUGUGUGUGUGAUAUUACAGGAAACAGCAGAUACUUGUGUGUGUGAUAUUACAAGAAACAACAGAUACUUGUGUGUGUGAUAUUACAGGAAACAACAGAUACUUGUGUGUGUGAUAUUACAGGAAACAGCAGAUACUUGUGUGUGUGAUAUUACAAGAAACAACAGAUACUUAUGUGUGUGUUAUUACAGGAAACAACAGAUACUUGUGUGUGAUAUUACAGGAAACAACAGAUACUUGUGUGUGUGAUAUUACAGGAAACAACAGAUACUUGUGUGUGUGAUAUUACAGGAAACAACAGAUACUUGUGUGUGUGUGUUAUUACAGGAAACAACAGAUACUUGUGUGUGUGAUAUUACAAGAAACAACAGAUACUUGUGUGUGUGAUAUUACAGGAAACAACAGAUACUUGUGUGUGUGAUAUUACAGGAAACAGCAGAUACUUGUGUGUGUGAUAUUACAGGAAACAACAGAUACUUGUGUGUGUGAUAUUACAGGAAACAACAGAUACUUGUGUGUGUGAUAUUACAGGAAACAACAGAUACUUGUGUGUGUGAUAUUACAGGAAACAACAGAUACUUGACAGUGUGUGAUAUUACAGGAAACAACGGAUACUUGUGUGUGUGUGAUAUUACAGGAAACAACAGAUACUUGUGUGUGAUAUUACAGGAAACAACAGAUACUUGUGUGUGUGAUAUUACAGGAAACAACAGAUACUUGUGUGUGUGAUAUUACAGGAAACAACAGAAGAACAGAGAACUAGUUUCAGAGCAAGUCAACACAUCAAUGUUGUAUGUUAAUGACUAGUUUGGUUGGUACACAGGUACUGUAUAUAUAUAAUAUUCAUACAAUGUUUUAAAAUAAAUUUGAACUAAUUGAAAAAUAUUUUACGAACACCUUUUAGUUAGAAGAGGUCCAUUCUCAGGACCGCCAUGGGCUGUCAAGUUAAUCACAAUAACCAUUUCAAAGGGAAGUAACUCUGGCACACCAGAAUGCUCUGCACCAAAUAUCACUGUCCCUGAAUGAUACCACAGCUAUAAUCCUAAACAUACUAUUUAUAGUGAAGGGAUCAUAACAUAAAAAUGUUCACCUUGAUUUAUGCCUUUGAGAAACACACUAUUUUGUUCUGAUCCCUGUCAGGUAAUAAGUAUGAUAUCUAGUUAUCCAUAGCUCAGAAAAGUUUGUUGUUACAUUUCUCACUGAACAUUACAAAUUAAGAAUUUUAAAUCUAGAAAGAAAAAGGAAACUGUUAAAUAUUUCUCCUAGAAUUAUUUAUGGCAGUUUGAUUGUCAUUCAAGUCAGUAAUUGUAUUGGUUUUCUGUAUAUCUACAUACUAAAAUAUAUAUACAAAUAUAUGUUGUUAAUUGACUGUUGCGGAGUAAUAUGUUGUAUUUGAGUUAUGUAUCUUUGAUUGAUACAGUGUACCUAUAUAUUUAGUCUGUCUUUGUGAUAUUUUACUUUCGUGGUAAUACAUUUUAUUAUUUGUGUAUUGUUUUUAAAUUAGUUUUGUUUUACAAUUAGUUUCAUAUUUUAUUAGCAGUUUGAUUAUUUUAAUCUUAUUUUGUGUCUUAUUUGAUAAUAAUGAUAUUUCGUUUUAAUCAAAACUAUUUAAUCAACCAGCGAAGUAAGUAAUGUAUGCUAGCUGAAGUAACAGGAUCACUUAUUUUAUAAUGAGAUUGAACAUAAAGGACAUAAAGUGCCAAUCUGAUUAAAAUACAGAUCAUCACCUUCUACUAUCGUAAUGAUGAUAGUAUGAAGGUGAUGAUCUGUAUUUUAAUCAGAUUGAUAAAGUACAAAAUAAAAAUAUUACCAUCUGAACAGUAAAGGGUUUUCCUGUUAAUCUACUUUCUGUGUAUCUUAUUACUUUUUCUCCUCGUUGCUGAAACAUCCACACAAAUGUUUACUUAUUGUCAAAUUAAUUGUUACAUAGGGAUCAGGUGUGAGUGUCCAUUCUAUCUCCGCAUUCUGUAGACAUAACAUUAAAUAUUUUUGUAGAAGCUUGCCACAAGAAUGAUCAUAUUUGGUUUGAAGGUUCAUUGGGGCUUCGCCGUAUGUUAAAUUUUACCAAAAUUGGAAUUUUAAUUUUGAAGAUAUUUUUUCUCCUUUUUCAUUUUUUUUUCAUUUUUUUAUACAUGGUAGUAUUCAACAUUUUGGUGCAGACUUGUAGAGUCUUUUCUGUCAGGAAAUAUAACAUUUUAUGGGAUAUAUAAGUGAUGUUCUAGUACAAUACUGGUUUCAAUGGUAACAAAAUAGAAUUUAGAUUUUUAUAUUGGAGCAUGGGAUGAUACAGUCAUACAACUCGAGCUUCAUCAGUUACAUUAGUUUCCUGGUAGAUCUUUGACUAUUGUGUUAUAUCUGAUUGUAGUUAAUUAGUUUUGUAGAUGGUAGUGAUGUCUCCCCUUCGAAUGGAUGGUACGUGACUUAUUGUAUUAGUAAUGGAUCUUCUUUCUUUUGGUUCUCCUUCGGGUUCUUAUUUUUCUAAUAAUUUCUGGGCCAUACAACUUCUGAACCGUAGAAGAUAUGUUAAUGAAACUUGAGGAUACCUACAUCACUUAAAGCAAAUGUGCAGUGCACUGCCGUAAGGUCACUGUGACUUUGACCUCAAGGUCAAAUAAGUGCAAAAUUUUCAUCAAUUUCUUGUCAUGGUCAUAACUUCUUAACUGUGGAAGACAUGUUAAUUAAACUUGGAGGAUACUUGCAUCACCUAAAGCCGAUGUGCAAUGCACUGUAGUAACAUCACUGUGACCUUUACAUCAAAGGUCAAAUAAGUCCAAUUUUUACAGUAAUUUAUGUUUGGGCUUUAAGUUCAAAGGUUUAUUGAGUGCAAAAACAAAAAACAAAAAAACAAUGGCUAGUAAGGGAGAAGGGGAAGUUAUGUUUAUUUUGUCUAUAUAUGAUUUCUGUAUGAUAGUACUCUGGCUUUAAUGUUAUCACACAGCACUGUAAUAACAGGAAGCCUGUCUGAUCAAUCAACUCAUUUUUAUAUUGAAAUUUAUUAUUGAAUCUAUUUGGACUUCAAAUAUUUAAAAAAAAACAAAAAAAAAACAGUAGACACAAGACAUGGUAAAAGAUAGAUCUUGGUUUUAGCUAAGUCAUGUACUGGUUUAUUUUCUCUUGAAGGAAAUAACAGUGUUUUAUCUUUGUUAAUUUUUUCCUUUAAUCUAUCAUUUGUUCAUUUUUGUCUUAAUUCAUCAUUUGUUCAUUUCUUCCCUUAUUCUAUCAUUAAGUUGACAAAACAUAAAGGUCAGCACGGAUUUCUGUUAAGUUUUUUAUCGAUUGAAAUGCCUUUUUGGUGACACAAACUAUUCUCUACAAAAGGGUUUCAUAUGGAUAUCAGCUGUUUUGAUGAUGCGAAAGGAGCUGUCAUACUAGCAAAGUAUCAGGAGUUUGACUACUAGACAUUGUAAAGAACAUUUUCAUUGUAAAUUGCGGACCAGUCUAAGGAUUAUUGUAUUUAAAUUUAAUUAUAUAGACUUCAAAGUUACUGUUACAUCGAAAUCAUUGUAAAUGAGUCUAAUGACAUAUCACUGUACUGUUUGUUGAUGACAGUUUUGUUGUUGGAGCGAUUUUUGAAAUAAAUGUCGCAAUGUUUAAUAUGUA